Entrophospora sp. SA101 is the source of this 996-nucleotide messenger RNA. Lineage: Eukaryota; Fungi; Glomeromycota; Glomeromycetes; Entrophosporales; Entrophosporaceae. The record is from the annotation of a GenBank genome assembly.
AUGAGUUUAAAGCCAUCAAUACGUUCAAUAAAGCCCAAAUUCUUUUUGGAAUUACGAAAAAGUUUUUCCAUUAGCACUAUUAGAACUUCACCAUAUGAUGAUACUAUUAAAAACAUGAAACUUACAAAAAACACUAGAGUUGUUUGUCAAGGUUUUACUGGAAAACAAGGAACGUUUCAUUCACAACAAGCAAUUGAUUAUGGAACUAAUUUAGUUGGCGGAGUAGCACCAAAAAAAGGUGGUCAAAAACAUUUGGGAAGACCUGUAUUUAAUACCAUAGCCGAGGCAGUUAGUGAAGUUAAACCAGAUGCUUCUGUGAUUUAUGUACCCCCACCUUCAGCUGCAAAUGCUAUUAUAGAUGCCAUCAAGGCAGAAGUUCCUUUGGUGGUAGCAAUUACGGAAGGAAUUCCACAGCAAGAUAUGGUUCGAGUUGUUAAAGCUUUAAAAAACCAAAAUAAAACACGUCUUAUUGGUCCUAAUUGUCCUGGAAUCAUAGUGCCAGAUGCUUGUAAAAUUGGUAUUAUGCCCGGACAUAUCCACAAAAAAGGAGUUGUCGGAAUUGUUUCAAGAUCCGGUACGUUAACAUAUGAAGCAGUUAAUCAAACCACUCAGGCGAAUCUUGGACAAACUUUAUGUAUUGGAAUUGGUGGUGAUCCAUUUAAUGGAACAAAUUUUGUAGAUUGUUUAAAAUUGUUUUUAGAAGACGAAGAAACAAAAGGUAUUAUAUUGAUUGGAGAAAUUGGCGGUACUGCUGAAGAAGAAGCAGCAGAAUUUUUAAAACAACAUAAUUUGUCUCAAUCUCAACCAAAACCUGUAGUUUCUUUCAUUGCUGGUUUAACUGCACCGCCAGGACGUCGUAUGGGUCAUGCAGGAGCUAUAAUUGCUGGUGGUAAAGGCUCUGCAACUGAUAAAAUUAAAGCAUUGGAAAGUGCUGGUGUUAUUAUUUCAAAAAGUCCUGCUAAACUUGGAGUUCAUUUAAGAGAAGUUAGUGGUUAA